GCCCGCCAAAAACUCCCCCCCCCCUCUAUUUUCUUUUGUUCUGAAACAUGGCUGAUAUCGGCACCAUCGCUGCGCUUUAUUUGCUGUGGGAGUCCGAGGAGCGUCGCAAACGCAAACGCCGUCGUGUUUGGGUGCACGACAUCCUCCGGAGACGGCUACAGCUGGGUGAGUUUCACCACUUGCUCCAAGAACUCCGCCUGGAUGACGGCCGGUUUCAGCGGUACUUUCGACUGAGUCGGGCCCAGUUCGAUGACCUGCUAGCCCGGGUUGGUGCCAGGAUCUCCCGUCAGGACACCAACUACAGGCGCUCCAUAUCAACUGCGGAGCGCCUGUCUGUCUGUCUCCGAUUCCUGGCUACUGGCGAUUCGUUCCGGACGAUAGCCACCAGCUUCCGGGUCGGGUCCUCCACCGUGGCUUCCAUCGUGUCCGAUGGGGUGACGGCUAUAUGGGACUGCCUGGUGGAGGAGUUCAUGGCUGUGCCCACUACCGAGGACUGGAGGGUGAUUGCGCAGCAGUUCGAGGAGCAGUGGAACUUCCCUCUCUGUUGCGGUGCCAUCGAAAGGGAAGCAUGUUGUUCUGAAGGCCCCUGCGAACUCCGGUUCGCAGUUCUUCAACUACAAGGGAACAUUUUCCAUUGUUCUCUUGGCAGUUGUCGACGCAGACAAGUGCUUCCGCAUCAUCGAUGUGGGGGGCUAUGGGAGAACCAGUGAUGGAGGAAUUCUGGCCAACUCGGUGUUUGGUCAGGCCCUCCGAGCUGGCGAUCUCAAGCUCCCUGCUGACAGAGUACUGUCAGCGGCUGCGCAGAGAGGACCCCUGCCUCAUGUGUUUGUAGCGGACGAGGCCUUUCCGCUACGGACCAACCUCAUGAGGCCAUUCCCCGGACGCAUCCUCCCCCUCUCCACAACCUCCUCCGCAGAACAGCACCAACAGCAGAAGUGAGAGAUUGCCUCCCUGUUGGUGUGGUGUUGCCUCUGCCAGGGCUGGGGAGAGUGGCUGCCAACAAUGCCGGGGGAGAGGCCAUCCGGAUCCGCGAGACCUUCACCUCCUACUUCUCUGCAGAAGGGACCGUCUCGUGGCAUGACACCAUCGUAUAGUGCAGUGCACAACAACCCCAAAACGGCUCUUUUAAGAGCCACCCACACAAAACAAAAGGGAUUCCUUCAUUAUUAUUAAAUUGUUUUUAAAAUUGUUCAAUUAAGUAGUGUUAUUAAAAAUGUAUAUUUGUGUC
Gadus morhua (Atlantic cod) is the source of this 1228-nucleotide messenger RNA. RefSeq lists its product as uncharacterized. The transcript is spliced from 2 exons. NCBI's taxonomy places the organism in Eukaryota, Metazoa, Chordata, Actinopteri, Gadiformes, Gadidae. The record is from RefSeq and is a predicted model, not a curated record. Bases 48 to 710 code for a protein of 220 amino acids.